GAAAAAAAUACUCGAGACGACAAACGGAUGAGAGUGAAAGCAAAGACGGAGGCGGCGUUAUCAGUUUUUGCGAAACAACAACGACGCAAAAGAACUGAAUCUCAGACGGCGCGGCAGGUGCGCGUGUAAUCAUAUCCGCCCAUUACUAUUAUUAUCAGCAGACAAAGUGCUGUUGUUUUACAGUAUUUUGUCCGUUGGUGGCGGCAGCGGCGCUGGAGGAUUUUAGUUGAAAGCGCAAUCGUAAAAGACUUUGAUGGUAUUACUACCGCCCAGGUUGCCAAGUAAGCUUGUUUUUAUGCACAGGGGUUAGCUGGCUGGCUGCCUGUGUACUUUUACGAAAUUUUCAACAGUCGCUGUCGUCAGCAUAACACGAAGGCUGUUAUCGCAGUUCUCGCGCCCGAGUUACUGUGGACUGUCAAGCAACCGUGCUUCGUGCUCUCGUUGAUAUUCUACCUCAACACCAGGACUCAUUCGUAUACUCGUCGACGGAAGGUUUGGAGGAUACGGCUUUUGGCAGGUAUAAAGUCUCGUAACAUAAUCACGUAUCGUCCGUUGUGCCCAGUUGUCGCAGUGCCUCCAGUAACAACGGCAAGAUGUCUCGAGCCAUUGACCUACUGCGAGUGAUGGCUAGCGUGCAACGCCGCUGUCCUGGCCAUCACCACAUUGGAAAUGCCCUUUUGAGCUCGACAGGAUCAUGUUCCCAAUCAAAGGACUACGCGUUCGAGAUGGCCUGCUCCAAUAUUCGCUAUGGGCCUGGGGUUACCCGGGAGGUUGGACAGGACUUGAAUAAUAUGAACGCGAAGAAAGUGUGCGUCGUAACAGAUAAAAAUCUGUUGAAGCUUCCUCCCGUGCGGGCCGUUCUCGAUUCGCUGCACGCUAACAAAGUCGUCUACGAACUUUUCUCCGAUGUCUCAGUGGAGCCAACAUACAAUAGCUUCCAAAAAGCGAUAAACUUUGCGCGGACUGGUGGCUUCGACUCAUUCGUAGCAGUGGGUGGUGGCUCGGUGAUCGAUACAACAAAGGCAGCUAACUUGUACACGUGUAAUCCGGAAGCAGAAUUCCUUGACUUUGUGAACAUUCCGAUAGGAAAGGGUUUUCCUAUAAGAAACGCUCUUAAGCCGCUAAUUGCCAUACCCACGACUGCGGGAACGGGUAGUGAAACUACGGGGGUUGCUAUAUUCGACUACGAGCCUCUAAAAUCGAAGACAGGAAUAGCGAGUAGGGCACUUAAGCCCACCCUAGCCCUCGUAGAUCCGUUGCACCUAAAGCAUAUGCCCGAGCGUGUCGCUGCCUUCUCUGGCUUUGAUGUCCUGUGCCAUGCCCUCGAAUCGUUUACGGCCAUUCCUUUCAAUGAACGACAGCCUUGCCCAGACGACCCUAUCAAACGGCCGGCCUACCAGGGCAGCAAUCCGAUCAGCGAUGUUUGGGCCAAGCAUGUCUUCGAAAUAUUACGGAAGUAUUUCAAAAGGAACGUAUUCAAUCCUGAAGAUUACGAGGCACGGUCGGCGAUGCACUUGGCAAGUUGUUACGCGGGAAUUGGUUUCGGAAAUGCAGGCGUUCAUUUAUGUCACGGGAUGUCGUACCCGAUAUCGGGACUAGUGAAAAACUUUGUUGCUAAAGAUUACGAGUCCUCGGAAAAGCCGAUCAUUCCGCACGGAUUGGCUGUUGUUAUGACGUCGCCCGCUGUUUUCAAGUUCACGGCACCUGCUUGCCCCGAUAGACAUCUGCUGGCGAUUGAACUUCUCGGAGGUCGAGAUACUCGAGGACUGAAACAAGCCGACGCUGGCCCCGUUCUGGCCGACGUCCUGCGCGAUUAUAUGAGCGAUAUGAAGAUUGAAAACGGAUUGUCCGCAUUAGGUUAUGAUAAAUCCGAUAUCGAUAGUCUUGUUGAAAAGACUUUACCUCAGGAGCGUGUAACGAGGCUGGCUCCGCGUAGCCACGUAGAAAGUGACCUUGCCAACAUUUUCGAGCAAUCAAUGACGAUUUUCUGAACCUGAACCAAAAGUAUUAUAUAUAGAAUAAAACUGUGGCGACGAGCAGUAACGGGAUUCGGAUGUGUUCGGCAUCUAAUGGUUAAUGCAUAGGAUUUGCAUUUAUCUUAAUAUAGCUGCGUCGCAUUUUUGAAUAUGCAUAUAUGGUAUUCUAAUUAUUUUCUAUUCUAUCUAUUCUAACUAAGAAUAUAUGUUAGCUUUCGUAAAAAAAUGUAUACACUUCAUACACAUAUUUUGCGUGAGUAGUUCGACAAAUAUAGUAAGCUACAAUAAUCAGCGGAGUAAUUUGUUGACCUGUCGUUAAUGCUAAGUUCGAUACAAAAGGUUUCUACCUUCCGGAGAAUAAAGUCAGCGUAUUUUGUUAGACCUUCAA
Molecule: messenger RNA, 2364 nt
Organism: Varroa destructor (honeybee mite)
Lineage: Eukaryota; Metazoa; Arthropoda; Arachnida; Mesostigmata; Varroidae
Gene: T3dh
Product: Type III alcohol dehydrogenase
Cellular component (GO): mitochondrion
Molecular function (GO): metal ion binding; alcohol dehydrogenase (NAD+) activity
Source: RefSeq, a predicted model, not a curated record